GAAUUUAUUGAAUAAAUAAGAGAAUCUACUGUGAAAGCCGAAGAAAAGCUGAAAAUGGCAGUUAGUCGCGUCCUUUGAAGUACGUUCCCAGUGUUCUCUUUUUUCGCUGAAUUGGAUCGGCCAAAUGCAGACGGAGAAGCGCUCGGUUAUUGAAGUGAAAAGCCUCAUGUUCUCUCCUGGUCAAGAAGAGCACUGUGUAUCAACCAAAGAACCCGUAAAAUACGGAGAAUUAGUGGUGCUGGGGUACAAUGGUUCGCUCCCUAAUGGAGAUAAAGGAAGGAGGAAGAGCAGAUUUGCCUUGUAUAAGAGAGCCAAGGCCAAUGGCGUGAAACCCAGCACUGUUCACAUCCUCAACUCACCACAAGCCAGCAAGGCUGUGAACUGUAAGGGCCAGCAUAGCAUCUCCUACACCCUGUCACGGAAUCAGACGGUAGUGGUGGAAUACAGCCAUGAUAAAGACACGGACAUGUUCCAGAUCGGUCGUUCUACAGAAAGCCCUAUUGACUUUGUGGUUACUGACACUGUGUCGGGAGGUGGCGAGAGCGAGGACACGCCCAUCACUCAGAGCACCAUCUCCCGUUUUGCCUGUCGGGUAGUCUGUGAACGCAACCCCCCCUACACAGCGCGCAUCUACGCUGCAGGCUUUGACUCCUCCAAAAACAUCUUUCUGGGGGAAAAAGCUGCCAAAUGGAAGAAUCCUGACGGUCACAUGGAUGGGCUGACAACCAAUGGCGUGCUCGUAAUGCACCCGCGGGGCGGGUUUACGGAAGAGUCCAAGCCCGGUGUCUGGAGGGAGAUCUCUGUGUGUGGGGAUGUCUACACGCUGAGAGAGACUCGGUCUGCUCAAACACGAGGCAAACUGGUGGAGAGUGAGAGCAACGUGCUGCAGGACGGUUCUCUGGUGGACCUGUGUGGUGCCACUCUGCUCUGGCGCACCGCCGACGGCCUCUUCCACACCCCCACCCAAAAACACCUGGAGGCCCUGCGACAGGAGCUCAAUGCCGCCCGCCCCCAGUGCCCCGUGGGCCUCAACACCCUGGCCUUUCCCAGCAUGCAACGCUGCAGCCGCGCCCUGAGCAGCAUGCCCGCCCAGGAGGACAAGCAGCCUUGGGUGUACCUGGCGUGCGGCCACGUGCACGGCUACCACGACUGGGGGCACCGUUCCGAACGAGACCCCAACGCCCAGAGAGAAUGCCCCAUGUGCCGUGCCGUGGGGCCUUACGUGCCACUUUGGCUGGGCUGCGAACCCGCCUUCUACGUAGACACUGGCGCCCCCACCCACGCCUUCGUUCCCUGCGGCCACGUGUGUUCGGAGAAGUCGGCCCGCUACUGGGCGGAAAUCCCGCUGCCUCACGGUACCCACGCGUUCCACGCCGCGUGCCCGUUCUGUGCCACCCAGCUCAGUGUAACACAAGGCUGUGCCAAGCUUAUUUUCCAAGGACCCAUAGACUGAGAGAGAAGAGCAGACGGGGAAGAAGAAUGGAGAUGGACAGAAAACAGACAAGAGAGGGUCGAAUGGAUUAUAUCAAAAGAGAGGAGGGGAUGGAGGAUGCUUGUGAAGGAGGAGAAAUAACAUUCGUCUCAGGCUGUGAAGCUGUGUGCCUGACAGAGGCGUGUCACAGAGCUGAGCCUGUUCUGGUUUUUUCUCUCCUCGUUACGUUAACCGUGAGGUCGCCUUCGAAAUCGACGGCUGGUCAUUUUAUUCUCAAACACGGAAUCCGUUUUCUUUUUCUCCUUUGGGUGAUUUGACAAAUCUGUCUUAAAUGAUCUUGGAUUAUAAGCAUUGCUGAGAUUAAAGAGAGACUGAAGAUUUCAUCUAUGUGACAAGAUCCACCGAACCAUCUUCCGAUACUGACUAAGAUCCAUAACCAUCAACUAUACUGUAAUGUGGGACAUUUCCAUGGCUUCCAGACCGGUUUUGUCCAUCCCUGGUGCUAGCCUCAGCUUCCCUCAGUUAAGCUUCAGACAGCACUCCAGAUCAUGCACAUAGUGGUUGAAUUUAGUACCAGUUUGUGAUAUAUAUGUAAGCUUCAAGGGCUGAAAUAACAGAAAUUUGUUUACAAAGAGGAGCGCAAUAUUCCAUUGAUCACCCGUACUGUGUCUGUAGAAUUAUUGUCUGAAUUUCUUUGGGAGCCACUCAG
This is a messenger RNA of Chanos chanos (milkfish), 2141 nucleotides long. It is a transcript of the gene peli2, whose product is annotated as pellino E3 ubiquitin protein ligase family member 2. The coding region runs from base 125 to 1453 and encodes 442 amino acids. Lineage: Eukaryota; Metazoa; Chordata; Actinopteri; Gonorynchiformes; Chanidae. Gene Ontology annotation, biological process: protein polyubiquitination; regulation of Toll signaling pathway. The transcript has 6 exons. Gene Ontology annotation, molecular function: protein binding; ubiquitin protein ligase activity. The record is from RefSeq and is a predicted model, not a curated record.